Messenger RNA from Oryza sativa Japonica Group (Japanese rice), 4603 nucleotides. RefSeq lists its product as uncharacterized. The record is from RefSeq and is a predicted model, not a curated record. Lineage: Eukaryota; Viridiplantae; Streptophyta; Magnoliopsida; Poales; Poaceae.
UGAAUAGAACUUGUGGCUGCUGCCUCUUCUUCCUCCUCCUCCUCCGGAUUUCUUUCCCACUCCUGCUGUUCUUCCAAUCUCAAACUCUGCUUCUCUAAUACCAGUCCCUUGCUUCCCUUUCUAGUCUUCACUCCUAUAUUCCUUGCAAUUGUAUCCCAAUUACUUGAGUGAUUUCUACUGUGGAUCGUUGGUUCCUUCCUGUGUUGAUAUUGAUCUGUGAAUGAGUUGACGGAUCGUGACAAUAUGGUAUCAAAGCAGUCGAUUCGUGGGGUUUCUUGUGUGGAGAUGAAGUGGGAGAGCGCUGGUGGUCAGAGGAACAGCCAACAACUUGGUGGUGGUGUCUUUGGAGGAGAUGCCCACCACCUGUUCGAUGAAAUGUCGAGCUGUCCAAGAGCUGACUCAGCUGCUGUCCUUCGCGUCACUGUGAGCCAGAUCAUAUAUCCAGUGACAUCUGAGGUGUUGCAUCAAGUGUACGAUACCUAUGGAGCAGUGGCGGUGCAGGUUCUUGCGGUGAGCACAUGGCAAGUCAAGGCUCUUGUGUCGUUCAUGUCCAGCCAUGACGCGGAGAGGGCUCGGUCUGCCACCCACGGUCGCGACAUCUACGACGGGGGUUGCUUACUGGAUGUGCAGCACGUCCAGAUGUUCCCUGGAGAUGGCGCCACCGCCACGCACACCACCUGUUCGACGAUGGUACCAAGUAGCGCCACCGCAAGGCCAGUGGCCAAGAGUACUGCUGCUGCACCAGAACGCGUGUUCCCUGCUACUACAGCUUCAUCUGUACCCUCAAUUACAUCAGCAGCCAUGGUGACAUCGGUUCCUUUCAACGAGACCAAGAAGGCUGAGACUGACAUGGACAAGGUGGUGGAGAACUUAGACAAGACCAUUCAAGACCUGUGCACCAAGAUCGAUCGGAUGCUAGAGAGGCAUUUCGCGACACCAAGGUCAGUACAGAGGCCGGCUCAACUAACCUUGUUGACACAGCCAAGCUUGGCAUGGGAACAACCAUCGAGUGUUCAAUGAAGUGUGAGAACCAGUUGGCUGAUGAUGAUGAUGGCAAAGACAUGGCCAAGGAGGAGUGGAUGGAGCUCAUGGAAGUGGAUACCAUGUUCACCGCUAUGUAUUUAUGCUUCAGAGAUCCAUUUUUAAUCAUCAAUGCAAUUCCUCCCAGGAACUGGAGUUGGUGCUUGAGCCGUGCCUACUUUGGAGUUGUAGGCCUCUCUUUCGUUUCAUCGAAAUUGGAAGUACUCUAUGGUUGCUUUGACCGGAGCUUAGAAUACACAGCUAGCCCUCCACCGGUACCACCUUGGAGAGCAGCAAUUCCAUGGAACAAAGCUGAGAUGACCUCAGGUUCUCGGCCUUUACCAUGGCCUGAUCCACAGCUUUGUCAAGGCAGCGGAGGCGUGGUGGUAAAGCUCUUACAACUCUAGCCGCCACCUAUUCAAACAAAUGUUAAAGCUGAAAUUGAAACACUGAAUUUAUAUGGUGAGUCUCAUCAAGUCUCCUUGAACUACAGUGUUGCCCAGUUCAUGAGUAGAACAAUUAAUUCCACUGAGGGCUUGCUGCAAAAUCUGAUGGUUGGAUGGUGUAUUUGGCAUGAGAUAUGUCUCUCUGGUGCCUUUAGGAAGGCCUAUCAGCACACACAUCAUUCAACCUAUGGUUGGGCAUAUGGGGAUCAUGAAUUGUUCUUGCUGCUGAUGCUGAUUUCCCAGUUGUCACCUGAUGCAUGGUGUGAUUGCUUAUUCAGUUGUGAUAAUGCUGAUGGUAUUUGUACUUGCAAGUCACCCGAGAGAAGUACCAACUGCCAUGCUCGGUGCUGCAGUGUUCCAACUCCAUUUCAGGUUCAGAGCAAAAACAAUGGCGUAAUAGGUGAUACUUCAUGGACUCAAUUCAGAUCAAACAAUGGUGAUGCUGUGCUGUUGGUGCCACAACCAUGGCCACAGCCGAUUCUCUUCCCAGUUCAUAUUAUGGUUGAGCUAGAGGUUUCGUUGAAGGGAAUUAUUGUCUCAACAAAAAAGUUGGUCAACUUGCAAUCUUUGGCUCCUCCUUCGCUUUGGAGAAAUGAGGUAUUCAAUUUGUGUGCAACAGGAGGGCAAGGGCUAAAUUUUUCCUGGAAAUGUAUAUAUGAAGAGCUACAGCAGUUGCAAUGUACCUUUGAGUUUACUCUUUGGAAUCAACAUGGACAGACAUAUAAGCUAUUGUUACAAAAGGAGCAGCUGAAACUUGGUGCAGUCUAUCUCAGUUUGGAAGUAAAAUCUUCAGAGACAUGCUUCACUUGCCGGACUUACGAGGAGGACAUGUUCUUACAAAUCACAAAUUUUGUAGGUCACAACUAUGAGGGGAGUAACACUUGUUCUACCCAUCAAUUCAGUCAUGGUUGGCCUAAAUAUUUGGUAAGAGCUAAAUUCGUUCAAUUCCAAAGAGGCAAGAUUCUUUAGGAGCAAGUGCAACUGGCAUAUAGCAGGCCAAACGGGCGGCCCGGCCCAGCACGACACGGCACGCCGACGGCACGGCCCACUAGGGCACGGCCCGUUAGGCACGGCUCCUGUAGCGGGCCGUGCCGUGCCGGCCCACGUGCCAAGGCCACGGCCCAAGCACGGCCCAAGAAGGUGCUGGGCCGUGCCGGGCCGGCACGGCUACUGUAGUGGCACGUGGGCUGGUAGCCGGCCCACUAGUACAUGUGGCCCAUAAAAAUUGAAAUUUGAGGGAAAAAAAAGAAAAAAGGCAGAAAAAACAUAAUAUAAAGGAAAAAAUGAUAAAUAUAGGAUAAAUGUGAGGAAAAUUUAGGAAAUAUAUCAUAAAAUAUAUGGUACAAAUAGGAUAAAAUGUGGAAAAAAAAUAAAAAAUAUGAGAAAUAUAUGGGAAAAAUUAGAAAAUCGUAGGAAAAAUAAAUGGGCCGGUGGGCCGUGCCAUGCCUGGGCCGUGCCGUGCCGGCACGCUACAGUAAACGUGCCGUGCCGUGCUAGCCCACGGGCUGAGGCAUCGGCCCAAACACGGCACGGGAUAACGGGCCGUGCCGGCACGGCCCACAGGCUGGCGUGCCGUGCCGGGCCUGGGCCGGCUACAGUACUUCCGUGCUCGGGCCGGCCCGGCUUGGCACGACCCAUUUGGCCAGGUAUAAACUGGCAUUGUAUACAACAUCACUGGUGCGGGUGACUUGGGAUCCUGGUGGCUGUGUUGUAUCGGCUUGGGGACAAGCCGAAAUUCAUGGAGGGAGGAAUGUCAUGGGCCUGGGCCUGUCAAGUGAGCUAUGUUGAUUGGGCUGGCUUGAGGCUGAGGGGAGGCAAAGGAUACACUAUAAAAGGAAAGAAGCAACAGGCAUGAAGGGGAUCGAUGAAUAGAACUUGUGGCUGCUGCCUCUUCUUCCUCCUCCUCCUCCGGAUUUCUUUCCCACUCCUGCUGUUCUUCCAAUCUCAAGCUCUGCUUCUCUAAUACCAGUCCCUUGCUUCCCUUUCUAGUCUUCACUCCUAUAUUCCUUGCAAUUGUAUCCCAAUUACUUGAGUGAUUUCUGCUGUGGAUCAUUGGUUCCUUCCUGUGUUGAUAUUGAUCUGUGAAUGAGUUGACGGAUCGUGACACUCCCCCUCGCCUUGUCCUCUUCUAACUUCAUGGCCACAUAUCAGGCAUCCUCCACCUGUUGAGCAGAGCAGUGGGAAAACGAGAAUGAGGAGAAGGCGCCGCAGCCGGCAAGCUCGAUCUCGUCGCGCGCGCCGACCGUCGCGCCAUUGGAGCGCCAGAAGCGGGCGGGUGGCAGCAUGGCAAAGGCUUCGGGAGCUCCUCAACCACCGCCGAGGCGCUCCGCUUCGUCGAGCACCGCCAGCGCCCAUGCCGCCGCGCGCUUCCCUUUUGCCAUACUUCCCCUCGUCCUCGCCGGCGGCGACCAGUGGAGCGCUUACGUGGCAGAACCAGAACCAGACGUGUUUCGACGGGCGUAAAUAAGGCCCAUCCACACAAGGCCUUGCAAGGCUUAAAGCCGGGCCCAUUUUGAAGCCUAUGUAUUCCACGCCUAGUGGCCUAGUGGACUAGGCCCACAAAACUAAGCUCAAAUCUCACUUGAGAGAUUCUCACUUAGGCCGAGUUUAGAUCUAAACUUUUUCUUCAAACUUCUAACUUUUCUAUCACAUCAAAACUUUCCUACAUACAUAAACUUCCAAAUUUUCCAUCACAUCGUUCCAAUUUCAACCAAACUUCCAAUUUUGACAUGAACUAAACACAGCCUUAACUCAUUUUUACAAGUGCCAUUGAUAAGUUACUACUCCCUGCAUUCUCUAAUACAUUUUGGUAUUUGUUUAUGAUAAAUAUGGUUUCUGAUAGCUAAUGGAUCUAAAUGUACUAAUAUUAGAAAAAAUAAAUACUUUUGAAUACAAAUGUAAUCAUACCACUAUGUUACGGGGAAUGUUUCAGGUGCGACCUCCCAUUUGGGAGGAAACAUGGAACCCCGAACCCUCCAUCUCCACCAUCUAGACGCAUCCUCCUCUCCCGCCAAUCAUUUUCAAAAGAAAUAAAAACACCCACCACUAAAUAAUCAUUUUGUAUUUUAGUUCCUAGUGUUCACUUUCUCUUUUUCUCUAUAUCUCUCUUCCCCCUCUCUCUCUCUCUCCUUCAACGC